AUGAAGUCUGAGAUGGAUUAUAUAUAUGCCAACCAAGUCUGGGCAUUGGUUGAUCCACCUGAAGGUAUAGUGCCAAUUGGAAACAAAUGUAUCUUUAAGGGCAAGGUGGAGACCUACAAAGUUAUAUUAGUAGCUAAAGGCUACAGACAAAGAGUAGGGAUCAAUUAUGAAGAAACUUUCUCUCCAGUAGCAAUGAUAAAAUCCAUCCGCAUACUUCUCGUCAUAGCAGCAUAUUAUUAA
Prunus armeniaca (apricot) is the source of this 240-nucleotide messenger RNA. The record is from the annotation of a GenBank genome assembly. NCBI's taxonomy places the organism in Eukaryota, Viridiplantae, Streptophyta, Magnoliopsida, Rosales, Rosaceae.